AUGUUUGCAUCAGUCUUUAGGGGCUGGACGAGCAGAAACAGCAUAAAAACAGACAGAGCGAGACACAGCGCCACAUCAGAGCUGCACCUCCAGGACCAGGACCUUAACAGAAGCAUCAGCUGCCCCGGGCCUCCAGGACCAGGACCUAAACAGAAACAUCAGCUGCCCCGGACCUCCAGGACCUCCAGACGAGUCAUGAAGCUGCUCCUCCUGCUGGCAGUUGCUGCCAGCCAGAUGGAGCUCUCUGCCUCUCAGACUGUCACUCUGAAUGCUCCUGGUGGAAACAUCAACAUCAGCACCAUGCCCAUCACUUUCUAUGGAAAAACAUACACAUGGUUACACGUGAAGAUCGGCAAUAAGUUUGAAGUUUGUUUAAAAAAUGACCCAUCUGAGGACGACAUUGACUGUGUGGUGACCAGCGACGGGGUGGCUUCAGACAAAGUGGUCUACAAUAUACAAAAGACACCAGUUCCCCCUCACUCUUCUCUUGUUAACAUCAAAACCCAGGGACAGGGUUACAUUUUCUUCGAGUUCUAUACUGGUGCUACAUUUAAUAUGGAUUGGAUAUUCAUCAAUUAUGGGUUGCAAGCUGCUUGCUAUACAUAUCAUUAUGCUGGCCGUCCGUUUUCUGAUAGUUUAAACAUUUCUACAACAGUCGGUGGCACAGUGAUGGAUACCUGGGAGCCUCCUGCAGGAACAUCUACUCUUCGAGACCUGAGUGGAUGCAGAGGCUCAGGUGGCGCUGUAAUGCCGGGUUCAGAGAUGCCCAACUUAGGGCCCUGCUCUACUGGAGUCUGUUCUCUGUCUGCAGUCCUCUCUACUGUCACUGCAUGUGGGCCCGAGGAGGUUUGCCAAGCGGACAACACGUGCGCUGCUCCUGCUCUUGCUCCUGCUCCUGUUCCUAAGGCCCCGGUGGUGUGCACGGUGACGGGCUCCACGGUGAUCGGUUUCCACGGAUCAGUGCACUCUGUCCAGGAUCGCUGUGCCUACAGUCUGAUGGAGCCUGAAGGCAGCGCCAGCUUCAACCUCAUGGCCGCUUUCAGGGAGCGCCGGCGUACAGAUGUUCCUCUUCUGGACCACCUGAUCCUGUCGCUGCCAGGUGUGACCAUGUAUCUGGAGCAAGGAGGAAGAGUUCGGGUUGGUGGUGAAGCCCUGGUGCUCAGCAGCACAGCUCAGCUGAUGCACGGCGUGGAGCUCUCCAAGGACCAGACUGGAGUCACUGCUAAGUUCCCGUCCUCCAACAUGACUCUCUUCUUUGAUGGCAACAGCGCACAUGUGACAGGACUUCCUGAAGCUGUAGAGGGUUUGUGUGGCAGCCCCUCCAACUCCAGCUGGACCACCACCCCGACUGCAGAGAAGUCCUCUAUCAGCCUCCCUGGCUGUGAGAUUCAAUACCAGGACUCAGUCGACAGCGCCAUCAACUGCAACCGCUCCACCGACCACUGUAAUCUCAUGAGGCAGCCUCCCUUCUCCGCCUGUCACGAGCACACCGACCCAGAGCCGUACAUCAGCGCCUGCACACACACUCUGUGCAGAUACCCGUCAGUGGAUGGGGUCGACUGCCACUUUUUGGAGGCUUACGCCAAGGCCUGCAGCCUGGAAGCCAACGUGACCCUGGAGGACUGGAGGUCAACUUCUGGCUGCUGUAAGACCCUCUUCUGUCAGCAGCCCUGCAGUGAUCAUGAGUUCUGUGGAGCAGAGAUCUGGUCGUCGUCUCGCUGCUUCUGUCGGGCUGGGUUCUCCUCCAAGUACAGAGCCACCAAGUCUUUAGGCGAGCCGCCGGUCUGCAGGCAGGGCUCGGCCACUGUGACUCUGGCUGGAUGUCUGCUGGCUGACAAAGGCAUCGAAUUCUCCACCUUACACCUGAAAGACCCCAGCUGCAAGGGCCACAUGGACCCCCAAAGCCACCUGGUGACCUUCAGCUUCGACAGCAGCAACACCUGCGGGACGGAGGUCAUGAAGAACGGCAGCCAGACCGUCUACGAGAACUCCAUCGUGUCGAGCAACCGCUCAUCAGGCGGCGUCAUCACGCGCCAAGACCAACUCAAGAUCGACUUCUCCUGCUUUUACAAACAGCCGGAGGUCAAGAGUGUGUCCUUCACUAUCAGAGACAGCUCUGUGGUGCAGCACAUCGUAUCUGGAGAGUGGAACUACACUCUGACGAUGAGCUCCUUCAGCGACGCCGGCCUCCUGCAGAAUGUUGGGCCGAAAACAGAGAUCAAGCUGAACCAGAAGGUCUGGCUGCAGCUGGAGGCGGGGGGGCUGGACGCCAACAUGGUCGCCAUGGUGACAGACUCCUGCUGGGCAACCAAUCAGGCGUCACCUGAUGAUUCGCUACGAUACGACCUCAUCAUCAACGGAUGUCCGAACCCUGCUGAUGAUACGGUGCAGAUGCAGGGAAACGGACAGGGAACGUCCAGCGUUUUCUCCUUCAACAUGUUCCAGUUCUCUGGAGGAAGCAGUGAAAUCUACCUGCACUGCAAACUGGAGCUGUGCCCCACACAGGGCCAGGCCUGCACUCCGAGCUGUGGGGGGGCAGCUCGCAGGAGGCGCAGAUCUGCUAAAUACGCUGAUGGGAACGCGGCCCUCAUCACUAUGGGAUGGAGAAACUGAAGAGCUUUGCAUGCUGAUUCCUGACGGUGGAAAUGAAGGUCUUGUUGCUGUGAAACUGAGCCGGCACAUUAUCUGAGAUUAUGCUGAGGACUCCAGUUAUUCUGAGUUUUAACUUCUUUAUGAUGUGGGGGAAAUAAUCAAAAGGGGUUCUUUUACUAUGUGCACUAGUAUAUAUAUAUAUAUAUAAUUUCUUCUUUAAUAUACUGUCUGUUUGUAAAUGUGCACAGCCUGAAAGCUACCUGAGUGUUAAAGAAGGGAAACAGGAAGUGAAUGAGAACUGAAAUGUGGAUGACUACCCAGGAAGAGGAUCAGAUCAGAUGUAAUUCCUCAGAGCACGCUGUUGUACUUUUAUUAUGAUUGUAUUACUAUGAGCAAAAUGUAUUACUUUAUUUAGUCCAUUGAUAAUAAGAUUGAGAUAUGUAACAUCUUUAGGGGAAUAAUAGAAGUGAAGCAUACAGCAGCAUUACGCAACAACAUCCCCUCCAAUGAAACACACAGGAUCAGCUGAUACGAGGAACUCCUACACAACACAAGUCAUUCAGUGAAAGAUCACCUCUCUGCCAUUAGACCCAGAUUAGAUGAGACGUAUUACCUGUCACUGCUGGCAACAUCAGGACAUAUACGAGUACUGCUCAGAUCAAAUGACGGUAUAGCCAAACAUCGAUGUAUUAUUUACAAUGAUCCCAAUCCACAGCAACAUGGUCUCAAACUCUACGCUCAUUUGAUAUAUUUGUUUUUCCAAGAAUAAAAUGAAGCGCAGAUCAAAAAUGAAAACACGAAGAAGCACAAAACGUCUUAACUUGAGACGUUGUGAGUUUUAAAGAAGUGAAUUAUUAUCAGACUGAAGUCAUUCCCAAAGGAGAGGUUGUUGCACGCUGUUGUACCUUUACUAGGGUUGUAUUACUAUGAGCCAAACAUACUUUACUUUAUUUAGUAAUACAUGGAUUAUAUUUAGAAAUGUAACAUCUUAAUAUGUGUCCGAUGAAGAAAAGUGAUCAGAAAAGGGUUUUAUUAGGAUGAUUUUAUUACUAUACGCAGAAAGGUUAGGGUUAGUUCACCAAGUGAUGUGACGUAUGAAUACCAUUCAGUCAUUGAGCAAUUAUAUCUAUAAAUGUAACAAUUAGAUUUAGAAAUGUAACACCUUUAGUGAAAUAACAGAAGUGUCUAAUGAAGGGUUUAGAGGGGUUCUUUUACUAUGUGCACUGGUAUAUAUAUAUAUAUAUA
This is a messenger RNA of Trematomus bernacchii (emerald rockcod), 3837 nucleotides long. Its product is annotated as alpha-tectorin-like. The transcript is spliced from 20 exons. The record is from RefSeq and is a predicted model, not a curated record. NCBI's taxonomy places the organism in Eukaryota, Metazoa, Chordata, Actinopteri, Perciformes, Nototheniidae. Bases 1 to 2613 code for a protein of 870 amino acids.